AAGGAAUGUCGAUAUAAAACCCAACUGGAGCUACCCAACCCACAUCAUUACGCAGCAAGAUACUUACCAAGUCGGUCGCAGAUAAAGGUACUUAGAGAUCGAAAAAAUAAGUAACUCAUAUAGGUGAAGUAAGAAGGUGUUGGAAAAAGGUGGUAUUUCUUGAAGCUCAAAAGGACAAAGGAUUACAAAAGGAUAUAAAAUAAAAAAGUGAUUAAAAGUGAACUUUAAAGUUAAGGAUACAAACAAAAAAUGAAGCUUUUACAUAUAACGCUCUUAGUAGCAGCGACGAUAGUUCUAGUCACCGCUCAACCAACUCCUCCCAGAUUAAACAUCCCCGGAGCAAUACCUAUCCCAGCCCGUCCUCUUAUCCGCAACAAUCUACCUCUGCGAGUCCGUCGUCCAGGUCUACGAUCACAAACAAGCAAUUCCAUCGCUCCACCAAUUGCCCCUCGAAUCAUUGAUGAACCCAAACCAGUGACCGAAUCCACUGAAGAUGAAAUCAACGAUCCUUUCAUUCCCCAGCUCCUGCGUGAACAACAACAACCACAAUUGGUGCAACAACAACCUCAGUAUGCAAAUCAGGCACCAAACUAUUUCAACGAACCGAACUCAAUUCAACAAGAUUCCCCAAUUGAGGAUGAAGAACCACCACCACCACGAUUCAUCGAACGACCAGCUCCUCCACCACCACAACCACAACAACCUCAGAAUGACUUUGCCGGUCAGAGGUUUGCCAUUGAACGCCAACAACAACAGCAACCCCAACAACCUCGUCUGCAACCAGUUAGAACUCGUGCUAGCGCACCACCACGAGAACAACCUCGUCCUCAAUACGAAUCACAACGUCCCAGAGCCAGUGCUCAAGUCCCAAAUCGUCCAAUUGAACAGAAUGUUCUCCGUCAAGAUGACUACCGACCACGCAAACCAGUUGCACAGAUUCUGAGGAAAUACCGCGAAGAGAACGAAGAUGGAAGCAUCACCUGGGGCUACGAGAACGACGAUGGUUCCUUCAAAGAGGAAGUCAUUGGAAUCGAUUGCAUAACCAAGGGAACUUAUGGCUAUGUGGAUCCAGAUGGUACCAAGCGAGAAUACCACUACGAAACUGGAAUCAAAUGUGACCCCAACAAUCGUAAUCCCGAGGGACAAGAGUUACAAAACAGUGGUUUUGUCAAUUACGAACAGAACAAAGCCGUUUUACCAAACGGUCUCGAGAUCGACCUGGCUUUAAUGGGAAAGAAGAAAUCCAAGCGACCGGGUGCAGUUCUGCAGCAGGCUCAACCACAACAAUACUAUAGAAACUAAAUAAACAGAAGAGGGCCUAGUUCCCCUCCCCCUUCCCCCAUUUAGAGAUUAAGAAAAAGACUUCUUUUUUUUUUGUUUUUUGGAUCAGUUUUUUUUUUUA
This is a messenger RNA of Episyrphus balteatus (marmalade hoverfly), 1402 nucleotides long. RefSeq names its product RNA-binding protein 33. The transcript has 3 exons. NCBI's taxonomy places the organism in Eukaryota, Metazoa, Arthropoda, Insecta, Diptera, Syrphidae. The coding region runs from base 250 to 1302 and encodes 350 amino acids. The record is from RefSeq and is a predicted model, not a curated record. Gene Ontology annotation, cellular component: chitin-based extracellular matrix. Gene Ontology annotation, molecular function: structural constituent of chitin-based larval cuticle.